AUGGGCAAUCAAAUCUCCCAGAUGUUCCCGCCGACCGCGGCAUUCACUGAGUCGUCCCUCCCCUCCGGUUCCCUCAAGGAUAAGGUCUACAUUGUCACAGGCGCAUCAGCCGGUGUUGGAAAGGAGCUGGCCCGCCUACUGUACUCGCUCAACAGUACCGUAUACCUCGCAGCACGCUCCAAGGAACGCGCCAACGCAGCCAUUGAAUGGAUCCAGACGUCGCACCCGGAUUCCAAAGGCCGACUAGAGUUCCUGCACCUCGAGCUCGCAGAUUUGGAGAGUAUCAAACCAGCAGCCGAAGAGUUUUUGAGCAAGGAGAAGAGACUGGACGUGUUGUUUAACAAUGCCGGCGUCAUGGUGCCGCCACAGGGUUCGAAAACCAAACAAGGCUACGAACUGCAGCUCGGCACAAAUUGCCUGGGGCACUAUGCCUUCACCAAGCUCCUGACUCCCCUACUGGCGCAGACGGCAAAGAGCAGCGAGGCGGGCAGCGUACGUGUGGUUUGGGUGUCGUCAAGUGCAGCGCACCUGGGGAGUCCCACGGGCGGCGUGGAUCUGGAGAACCUCGACUACCACCGAGACAAAUUCGCGUUCCACAAGUACGCCGUCAGUAAAGGCGGGAACGUACUUCAUGCCCUGGAGAUGCGCAGGCUGCAUGAGCAGGACGGUAUCAUCAGCGUUUCUCUGAACCCAGGCAAUCUCAACUCAGAGCUGCAGCGACACUCGGGCUGGCUGGGCGGGCUGGUCAUCAGUCUGAUCACGUACCCGGCCGUCAACGGCGCGUACACCGAGUUCUUCGCCGGCCUGGCGCCAGACGUCAAGAGCAUCAAGCAGAACGAGUGGGUCAUCCCCUUCGGACGCAUAACACCACUCAGGACGGACCUGGCCGAAGCCGGACGCGAAGGCGGCAAAGCAGGUGAGUUUUGGAGGUGGAGCGAAGAGCAGGUGAAGUCGUACUUGUAG
Messenger RNA from Ascochyta rabiei, 963 nucleotides. RefSeq names its product Protochlorophyllide reductase. The record is from RefSeq and is a predicted model, not a curated record. Lineage: Eukaryota; Fungi; Ascomycota; Dothideomycetes; Pleosporales; Didymellaceae. Bases 1 to 963 code for a protein of 320 amino acids. The transcript has 3 exons.